GGAGGCCCCGCCCGGCCGGGUUCCGGCACUCGCCGCAGGGUCCCGGCCGGCGGCAGGUUGCGCGCCCCCGUCCGCAGCGCUCGGCGUGAGGGCGGCUCGGGAGGAGGGUGUGAGCGCGCGUCGCCGGGCCGGGGCCCGGCAAGGAGCGGGAAAGGCGGGAGGCGGGAGCGCCGGUCGCCCGGGAGCCGCGCGGAGGGGCAGGCGGGGCGGGGCGCGGCCGGGGGCCCGGGCGGCCGGGAGCCGCGCCGCCCGCGGCAGGCCCGGGCCCUCGGCCCGCCCCGCGCGCGCGCCCCCGCCAGCCCGGCCCUCCUCCUCCCCGCCGCCCCUCCCGCGCGCGUCCACCGGCUCCCCGGCUCGCGCCGCUCCAUGUAGCCCCGGAUCCCCGGGCGGCCGCGGAGGAGGGGGCGACCACAAGAUGGCGGACCUCUCGCUGCUUCAGGAGGACCUGCAGGAGGACGCAGACGGAUCCCUGGACUUUGUCUCACAAGAUGAAAUGUUGACGCCCCUGGGGAGAUUGGACAAGUAUGCUGCAAGUGAGAACAUAUUUAACAGACAAAUGGUGGCCCGGAGUUUGCUCGAUACCUUGAGGGAAGUCUGCGAUGAUGAAAGAGAUUGUAUUGCUGUUUUGGAAAGAAUUAGCAGAUUGGCCGAUGAUUCAGAACCAACUGUGAGAGCGGAGCUGAUGGAACAGGUGCCUCACAUCGCACUGUUUUGUCAAGAAAACCGGCCUUCAAUACCAUAUGCUUUUUCAAAAUUCUUACUACCUAUUGUGGUUAGAUACCUUGCAGAUCAGAAUAAUCAGGUGAGGAAAACAAGUCAGGCAGCUUUGCUGGCUCUGUUGGAGCAGGAGCUCAUUGAACGAUUUGAUGUGGAGACCAAAGUGUGCCCUGUCCUCAUAGAGCUGACAGCCCCAGAUAGCAAUGAUGAUGUGAAAACAGAAGCUGUGGCUAUAAUGUGCAAAAUGGCUCCCAUGGUUGGGAAGGAUAUUACAGAGCGUCUUAUCCUCCCUAGGUUUUGUGAGAUGUGCUGCGAUUGCAGAAUGUUUCACGUUCGAAAGGUCUGUGCUGCCAAUUUUGGAGAUAUUUGCAGUGUAGUUGGCCAGCAAGCUACUGAAGAAAUGUUGCUGCCCAGAUUUUUCCAGCUUUGUUCUGAUAAUGUAUGGGGAGUCCGAAAGGCUUGUGCUGAAUGCUUCAUGGCGGUUUCAUGUGCAACAUGUCAAGAAAUCCGACGGACCAAAUUAUCAGCACUUUUUAUUAAUUUGAUCAGUGAUCCUUCACGUUGGGUUCGCCAAGCAGCUUUUCAGUCUCUGGGACCUUUCAUAUCUACUUUUGCUAAUCCAUCUAGCUCAGGCCAGUAUUUUAAAGAAGAAAGCAAAAGUUCAGAAGAGAUGUCAGUAGAAAACAAAAAUAGGACCAGAGAUCAAGAAGCCCCAGAGGAUGUACAAGUCAGGCCAGAGGAUACUCCUUCAGAUCUCAGUGUUAGUAAUUCCAGUGUCAUACUGGAAAACACGAUGGAAGACCAUGCUGCUGAGGCAUCCGGGAAGCCUCUAGGUGAAAUUAGUGUUCCACUGGACAGCUCUUUACUUUGUACUUUGUCCUCAGAAUCUCACCAGGAAGCAGCUAGUAAUGAGAAUGAUAAAAAACCUGGUAACUACAAAUCUAUGUUACGACCAGAGGUUGGCACCACUUCACAAGAUUCAGCUCUCUUAGAUCAGGAAUUGUAUAACUCCUUCCAUUUCUGGAGGACUCCUCUUCCUGAAAUAGAUCUAGACAUAGAGCUUGAACAGAACUCUGGGGGAAAACCCAGCCCAGAGGGACCAGAGGAAGAAUCUGAGGGCCCUGUGCCCAGUUCUCCAAACAUCACCAUGGCCACCAGAAAGGAACUGGAAGAAAUGAUAGAAAAUCUAGAGCCCCACAUUGAUGAUCCAGAUGUUAAAGCACAAGUGGAAGUGCUGUCCGCUGCACUACGUGCUUCCAGCCUGGAUGCACAUGAAGAGACCAUCAGUAUAGAAAAGAGAAGUGAUUUGCAAGAUGAACUGGAUAUAAAUGAGCUACCAAAUUGUAAAAUAAAUAAAGAAGAUUCUGUGCCUUUAAUCAGCGAUGCUGUUGAGAAUAUGGACUCCAGUCUUCACUAUAUUCACAACGAUUCAGACUUGAGCAACAAUAGCAGUUUUAGCCCUGAUGAGGAAAGGAGAACUAAAGUACAAGAUGUUGUACCUCAGGCAUUGUUAGAUCAGUAUUUAUCUAUGACUGACCCUUCUCGUGCACAGACGGUUGACACUGAAAUUGCUAAGCACUGUGCAUAUAGCCUCCCUGGUGUGGCCUUGACACUCGGAAGACAGAAUUGGCACUGCCUGAGAGAGACGUAUGAGACUCUGGCCUCAGACAUGCAGUGGAAAGUUCGACGAACUCUAGCAUUCUCCAUCCACGAGCUUGCAGUUAUUCUUGGAGAUCAGUUGACAGCUGCAGAUCUGGUUCCAAUUUUUAAUGGAUUUUUAAAAGACCUCGAUGAAGUCAGGAUAGGUGUUCUUAAACACUUGCAUGAUUUUCUGAAGCUUCUUCAUAUUGACAAAAGAAGAGAAUAUCUUUAUCAACUUCAGGAGUUUUUGGUGACAGAUAAUAGUAGAAAUUGGCGGUUUCGAGCUGAACUGGCUGAACAGCUGAUUUUACUUCUAGAGUUAUAUAGUCCCAGAGAUGUUUAUGACUAUUUACGUCCCAUUGCUCUGAAUCUGUGUGCAGACAAAGUUUCUUCUGUUCGUUGGAUUUCCUACAAGUUGGUCAGCGAGAUGGUGAAGAAGCUGCACGCGGCAACACCACCAACGUUCGGAGUGGACCUCAUCAAUGAGCUUGUGGAGAACUUUGGCAGAUGUCCCAAGUGGUCUGGUCGGCAAGCCUUUGUCUUUGUCUGCCAGACUGUCAUCGAGGACGACUGCCUUCCCAUGGACCAGUUUGCUGUGCAUCUCAUGCCGCAUCUGCUAACCUUAGCAAACGACAGGGUUCCUAACGUGCGAGUGCUGCUUGCAAAGACAUUAAGACAAACUCUACUAGAAAAAGACUAUUUCUUGGCCUCUGCCAGCUGCCACCAGGAGGCUGUGGAGCAGACCAUCAUGGCUCUUCAGAUGGACCGUGACAGCGAUGUCAAGUAUUUUGCAAGCAUCCACCCUGCCAGUACCAAAAUCUCUGAAGAUGCCAUGAGCACAGCGUCCUCAACCUACUAGAAGGCUUGAAUCUCGGUGUCUUUCCUGCUUCCAUGAGAGCUGAGGUUCAGUGGGCAUUCCCCACGCAUGUGACCUGGGAUAGCUUCCUCUCCUGCGGACAUCAUUGCAGGUGCAAGUUGCCUACACCCAAUACCAGGGAUUUUAAGAGUCAAGAGAAAGUACAGUAAACACUAUUAUCUUAUCUUGACUUUAAGGGGAAAUAAUUUCUCAGAGGAUUAUAAUUGUCACCGAAGCCUUAAAUCCUUCUGUCUUCCUGACUGAAUGAAACUUGAAUUGGCAGAGCAUUUUCCUUAUGGAAGGGAUGAGAUUCCCAGAGACCUGCAUUGCUUUCUCCUGGUUUUAUUUAACAAUCGACAAAUGAAAUUCUUACAGCCUGAAGGCAGACGUGUGCCCAGAUGUGAAAGAGACCUUCAUUCAGUAUCAGCCCUAACUCUUCUCUCCCAGGAAGGACUUGCUGGGCUCUGUGGCCAGCUAUCCAGCCCAGCCCUGUGUGUGAAUCGUUUGUGACGUGUGCAAAUGGGAAAGGAGGGGUUUUUUACAUCUCCUAAAGGGCCUGAUGCUAACACAAGUAGGAUUGACUUUAACUCUUAAGCGCAGCAUAUUGCUGUACACAUUUACAGAAUGGUUGCUGAGUGUCUUUGUCUGAUUUUUUCAUGCUGGUCAUGACCUGAAGGAAAUUUAUUAGACGUAUAAUGUAUGUCUGGUGUUUUUAACUUGAUCAUGAUCAGCUCUGAGGUGCAACUUCUUCACAUACUGUACAUACCUGUGACCACUCUUGGGAGUGCUGCAGUCUUUAAUCAUGCUGUUUAAACUGUUGUGGCACAAGUUCUCUUGUCCAAAUAAAAUUUAUUAAUAAGAUCUAUAGAGAGAUAAAUAUACACCUUUGAUUGUUUUCUAGAUGUCUACCAAUAAAUGCAAUUUGUGACCUGUA
Messenger RNA from Pan troglodytes (chimpanzee), 4148 nucleotides. RefSeq names its product protein phosphatase 4 regulatory subunit 1 (gene PPP4R1). The transcript has 20 exons. The record is from RefSeq and is a predicted model, not a curated record. Gene Ontology annotation, cellular component: cytoplasm. Gene Ontology annotation, molecular function: protein phosphatase regulator activity; protein binding. Lineage: Eukaryota; Metazoa; Chordata; Mammalia; Primates; Hominidae. Gene Ontology annotation, biological process: protein dephosphorylation. Bases 416 to 3217 code for a protein of 933 amino acids.